AAGCCACAAACUCGUGCGCUGCACUUUGGUUCCCUUUGUUGUUGCAAUUAUUUAUUUAUUACACCAAGUAAAUGUGUGAAAAAUAAUACAAAAAUUAGGCCAUGUCCUCGCGACGGCAACGCAUUAAGGCAACUGCCAAUCUCAGUCAAAUCAAACGCAAACCACGCAAAGAAGAUGCCGAUGCAGAACCGAAACCUGAACCAGAACCCGAACCGGAGCCCCUCCCCAUUCCGUUCGCCAAGCAGGAGAGCGUUGAGGAGGAUGCAUCUGAAGUUGCAUUUAAAAUGCCAGCGGCCAGCAACGUCAAUCAGUUGGAUGAUGUGUUCCAUCACUCAGAUCUGGAGGACAAUGUCAUACAAAUGGAUUUGCAGAAAACGGCAAGCGGAUUCCCCAUGUCGCCCAGCAAGGCGCAGGCACGCCAACGUGUGCGUCCCACGCCCGUGUUUGGUCAGCGACGCAACAGCUUUGUGGGCUCACCAAUGGCGCCCGACUACGACGGGGAUUAUCAGUCGCCGGGCACGCCUACGCGCCGGGAGCGCUACCUGAGCGGCUCAUCGAUGAGCGGCGCGAGUGGAACGCCACAGCAGUCACUGGCAUCGCCCAAGUACUUUCCGGGUGGUGGCGUUAUGAGUCCUGGCAUGGGACGCAUACGCACCGAGUCCAGCUGCUCCGUCUACUCGGACAGUGGCAAGCAGCGGGGCAAGGGUGAAGGCGACAAAUCCCAGUCGCUUGCCCAGCAGCGCAUUAAUGUGAAGCGUGACUUUGAGACGCGCUUCAACAAGGGCAUUCCGGACAAGUCCACAUUCAAAAUGUUCGACAUGAUCUUUUACAAUCCCGAUAGCAAUCCCAUGGAACAGAAACCGCUGGUGACAACCAUCAAGGCAGAGGCAACUGCCUCGGCGGCGGCAAACAAUUCCGAUGAGUCGAAGCCCUCAUCUUCCGAAUUGCUGGAGGCUAAAGCGGAACCGUCGGCCGGUGGUGGUGGCACUGCAGCCAUGCCGGUGCCACAGCUAAAACUGGACGCCAACGGGGAGAUGAUCAUCGAUGAGAAGACAUUGGAGAUUGAGACCACUGCCGAGGUGGAAGCACGCAAAGUUUUGGCCAACUCAUCGCUGAUACUCAUGGACGAAACAACGGGUGAUAAUGGUUUCUACAGGCGGCACAAGCGCACGCCCACCUGGUCAGCGGAUGACACGGUUCGCUUCUAUCGCAGCCUGCAAAUAAUCGGCACCGACUUCUCUCUGAUGUGCCAAAUGUUUCCCAAGCGCACGCGGCGCGAUUUAAAGCUGAAGUACAAGCGCGAGGAGCGCAUCAAUGGGCAGCUAAUCAAUAAGGCGCUGCUCUAUCCGAAGGCAUUCAAUAUUCAGGAACUGAAGGAUAAGCUCGAGCAGGAGGAUCGCGAGCGUGCCGAGGCAGAUCGCAAGUGGCAGGAAAUCGUUGCAGCUCAGGCGGAAACCACGAAAAAGCGCCCCAAAUCGCAUCAGAGCAAAGCGGCGCGCAACCUCAGCGAUGGUGAUCUGGUGUACGAGAAUGAGCACGUGACCAAGCAGAAGCUGGGCAAGCAUGCACUGGCGAAGCGUCGAGCGGAGCUGGUUGAGCAGAAUGGAGAAGCAGUUGGAGUAAAGCGGAAGCGUCGCCCCCUAAACCAACAGCCGAAGGACUAUGAGCAAGUGCAGCCACAAGCUAGCUUGCAACAAGUGAGGGCAGGCGUAAAGCAGAAAGUGCAGCAGCAGCAGCAUGAGGAACUGCAGCAACCUGUGCCUGUGCAAAUACUGCCGGCCUUUCCUGCGAUCAUAAAACGAGAGAAUUGCAUCAGCGAAACAACUGAACAGAUGAGCAGUCAAUCCUUGUGUAUGGCCAAGGGUGAACAGCUACAAGAGGAGCUAAAUUCGUUGCUGAGCGAAUCGCCGCGGGAGAUUACGGAGAAGAAACCGCUGCGAGAUAAAGUUGUCAUCAAUAUGGACGAUGGUUCGCUCAACUAUGUCAGCGAUGUGGAAACCCCAACAGACACUGACACCGAGGCAACAUACAUUGUUGACUUUAUUGCGGAAGAGCCACCAUUGGAGGAUAGUCCCAAUUCGUUGGAUUCCGUCAGUGAGCACGAUAUCGAACAAAUACUUGCAGAGCUCUCGGAGGGCUCAAUGGUUUUGGUGUCCUCGUUGAAUGCGGAUCAAGAGGAUCGAGUUGUCAAUGAGAUUUACAUCCACGACAAGGAAACGGGAGAGCUGAGCGAACAUCCGCUGAAAAUACCUGAGCAUAUUGUUCAGUGUAUACUGAAUGUUAUGAGUUAAGUCACAGAUCAAUAUUUUUUCAGUUUCUCAUAAUAGACAUAGUUUUUUAAUUUUUAUUCAUAUACACGAUACAUAUACAUAUGUAAAUAUAUAUAAUUUAUUAAAUAAAGUUUGAAUUGAGCACACAGUCUGCAUACGGUACGGCAACGCCGUAUGACAGUGUUGGCUAACAUUA
Molecule: messenger RNA, 2466 nt
Organism: Drosophila grimshawi
Lineage: Eukaryota; Metazoa; Arthropoda; Insecta; Diptera; Drosophilidae
Gene: Bdp1
Product: transcription factor TFIIIB component B'' homolog
Exons: 2
Coding region: 102-2291 (729 amino acids)
Biological process (GO): RNA polymerase III preinitiation complex assembly
Cellular component (GO): transcription factor TFIIIB complex
Molecular function (GO): TFIIIC-class transcription factor complex binding
Source: RefSeq, a predicted model, not a curated record